Molecule: messenger RNA, 734 nt
Organism: Paramacrobiotus metropolitanus
Lineage: Eukaryota; Metazoa; Tardigrada; Eutardigrada; Parachela; Macrobiotidae
Exons: 2
Coding region: 102-521 (139 amino acids)
Source: RefSeq, a predicted model, not a curated record
CAGACUGACACAUACCGCUGCUCCAUAGCGAACGGAAGCGUACAAAUAUUUUACCAAGAUAUAUCCACGUUAAAGUUAUCGUAUUUGCUACACGCGCCAUAAUGGGAUCACCGCCAGCCAUUUGCCUGUGUAUACUAGCUGUCUUCCUGGCGGCGACCAGCGCCCUCAAGGUGGAGGUGGACUCCCGCGAGACCAGCAUGACGGGAGCGUUCCUGGAGGAUGCCACGACGGCCGUGUCGCAGACUUGCAACACCCACAAGAACACGGCCGGUACCCGCGCACAGGAAGCGCUGGCCGUGGACGAGAUGUGGCAGCAUGUGGCGCAGUGGAUGAAGGCCCGCCAUCAUGGAUACGCCUGGAACGUCCAGGUUAUCGGCAAGCAGGGCAUCAACAACGGACGGAAGGAUGCGCUCUACUCGGAUUCCUCAAAAACCACAAAGAAGUUCAAGGGCACCUGCGACGGCAGAAAAUACUUCGUGCAAAGUACAAAGGUCGCCGAUGACAGCCGUUCCCACGGAUGAGCGGGAGAAUAUAAAAUUCCUGUGGAGUUUGGUUUUUCUGCUUAAUAAAGCAAUGUAAUAAAACUGAAUGAAUGCGUUAAAUCGAAUUUAACCGUUAAAUCUUCAGACUGACAUAAAAUUUUCACUUUUGUCGGAACUAGCAUGCUUCAGCGCACACAUGUUACGCGCGCACAGUGAAAGCGCGGAGUCUCAAUAAAUUUUCCACCGUUCUGA